CACGGGCAGAGGCUCGUGGACGCGACGUUCAGCAUGUUCAGGAUCAAGAAGGCCUACCAGCGCGAGAGCGACAUGGAGGAGAUGUUCAAGGUCAUGUUCGGGAUCAGGCCGCUGGUGGACUUCAAGACGGCGCUCAGGCUCGGGCAGGCAAUUCCAGAGGCCGUGGCUCAGGUACGCCAAUUUCAACCAGCGCUCCUUCGAGAGGCCCUGAACCACGCGUGGUUCCUGCCAAAAGGCGCGACGCCGAUGGGGGCAGGGCGGAAAACAGAGCUGGAGAGGGUGGUGGAGGCGCAGCUGAAGCAGCUAGUGAAACAGGGCACCCUGACGAAGAAGCAGUAGUUGUAAGGCGUAGGCACAGCCAGGUCGUGAUAGAAAUUGCUCACGACCCGAGGCGACAGCAGAUACCCAGGAGUUUGGCAGCAGGUGGCAGCGAGCAUGCGACGAAACUCUUGCAGCAGGUAAGAGAAUAUCGCAGCGAGCUACGCACUUUACUUCAGUUUGACA
Prorocentrum cordatum is the source of this 504-nucleotide messenger RNA. Lineage: Eukaryota; Dinophyceae; Prorocentrales; Prorocentraceae. The record is from the annotation of a GenBank genome assembly.